This is a messenger RNA of Setaria italica (foxtail millet), 627 nucleotides long. RefSeq lists its product as uncharacterized. The transcript has a single exon. The coding region runs from base 1 to 627 and encodes 208 amino acids. The record is from RefSeq and is a predicted model, not a curated record. NCBI's taxonomy places the organism in Eukaryota, Viridiplantae, Streptophyta, Magnoliopsida, Poales, Poaceae.
AUGGGUCUGAGGCUUUCCUGCAUCCGCCAUGGCAGCGCCUCGCGGCAGCUGCACCAGCCAGCGGCCUCACCACCGGCGCCAGCCAGGGUCAUCGCCGCCGAUGGCUCGCUGAAGGAGCUUCCAGCGUCGCCCUCCCCGCUCGCCACCGUCUCCGACGUGCUUAGCCUCGACGGCGGAGGUAAUACGGUGGUGUCGUUCUUCGUGUGCAACGCCGACGCGCUCUACUUCAACGAGCACCCGCCGGCGCUGGCCCCCAGCGACUUGCUCCGCCCGGGGCAGAUGUACUUCGUGCUCCCCGCGGACUUGCUCGGCCGGCCGCUGUCCGCCGCCGACAUGGCCGCGCUGGCCGUGCGCGCGAGCGCAGCGCUCGCGUCGUCCGGCAAGCCGCAGCGGCAAAAACGGCGGCGGCGCGAUGGCAAGAGCAAGAAGAAGGCGGUGCGCGUCAUGCCGGUGCAUCACGAGGACGCCGAGGACGUUGACUUGUUCAACGAGAAGCUCAACGAGCUGACGCUAGGGCAGGUCGGUGUGUUGCUGAGCCCGGCGAAGAAGGGCGAUGAGAAGCUCGCUGCGGCGGGGCGGUCGCGGUUGAAGCGCGCGCUGAGCAUCAUUCGAGAGGAUGCCGAGUGA